Molecule: messenger RNA, 822 nt
Organism: Eurytemora carolleeae
Lineage: Eukaryota; Metazoa; Arthropoda; Copepoda; Calanoida; Temoridae
Product: histone chaperone ASF1A
Exons: 8
Coding region: 15-644 (209 amino acids)
Biological process (GO): DNA replication-dependent chromatin assembly
Cellular component (GO): nucleus
Molecular function (GO): histone binding
Source: RefSeq, a predicted model, not a curated record
UAAAUUUCAGAAAAAUGUCAAAGGUUCAGAUAAACAAUGUUGUUGUUCACAACAACCCUGCAAUGUUCAAGAGUGAUUUUCAUUUUGAUAUAACUUUCGACUGUAUGGAGAACUUAGUGGAUGAUCUUGAAUGGAAGUUGACCUACGUAGGAUCCGCUGAAUCCCAAUCUUACGAUCAGGUUCUGGAUACUAUAUACGUGGGCCCAGUAGCUGAAGGAAGACAUAUGUUCACCUUUCAGGCUGACCCCCCUAACCCGGACCUGAUACCUAAAGCAGAUAUUAUCGGAGCUACCGUUGUUCUUCUAACUUGUAGUUAUCAUGAACAAGAGUUCAUCAGGGUCGGAUAUUUUGUAAACAAUGAGUAUGAGAGUGAUGAGCUGAGAGAGAAUCCUCCUGAAACCCCGAAUAUAUCAGUCAUUCACAGGAGUAUAAUGGCAGAUCAACCUAGAGUAACCAGGUUCAAGAUCAAUUGGGGAGAUCAGGCUUCUCAGGAACCAACCGGAGAAGAGAUGAUGAACGAGGACGGAGAACUCCAACAGGCUGUACUGGAUACUGACUCAAUGCUUGAACCUCUUCCAUCAGCGUUUAAAGACGUACACUCCAUGGAUGAGACCAGUAAUGUAGAGAUGGAGAUGGCAUUCUAGAUUGAUCCAAGUACCUGAUAGAACCUAGAGAGCUCAUUGCAAACCCAACACUAAAUUCUGAUGUGAAGAGCACUUAUUCUGUACAAACCCUUAUUAUGUAUCUUAGUUUUUCAGCGCGCGGACGCGACAGAAAAUUUCCGCUGUGACAAUUCCUUAUUUUAGAUUAAUGUAUUUCAGA